AUGGAUAAGAAGAAGGUCGCAGUUCCACUUGUGUGCCAUGGCCAUUCGAGACCUGUUGUUGAUUUGUUCUACAGUCCUAUUACCCCUGAUGGUUUCUUCCUCAUCAGCGCCAGUAAAGAUUCGCAUCCAAUGUUGAGAAAUGGGGAGACUGGAGACUGGAUUGGUACAUUUGAAGGUCACAAAGGUGCAGUGUGGAGUUCUUGCCUGGACAACAAUGCGUUACGUGCUGCUUCUGCAUCAGCUGACUUUUCAGCGAAACUUUGGGAUGCGUUGACAGGGGAUGUGCUGCAUUCUUUUGAGCACAAGCAUAUUGUUCGAGCAUGUGCUUUCUCAGAGGACACAAAACUGUUGAUCACAGGAGGAUUUGAGAAGAUUCUCCGUGUUUUUGACUUGAAUCGGUUGGAUGCACCUCCCACUGAAUUCGACAAGUCUCCUGGUUCUAUCCGAACUCUCACAUGGCUUCACAGUGAUCAAACUAUAUUAAGUUCUUGCACUGAUAUUGGUGGUGUAAGGUUAUGGGAUGUUAGGAGUGGGAAGAUUGUUCAGACAUUAGAGACCAAGUCUUCUGUCACCAGUGCUGAAGUGAGCCAAGAUGGACGCUACAUUACAACUGCUGAUGGGUCAACUGUUAAAUUCUGGGACGCGAACCACUUUGGACUGGUGAAGAGUUAUGACAUGCCAUGCAACAUUGAGUCUGCGUCUUUGGAGCCAAAGUCUGGUGAAAAGUUUGUUGCUGGUGGAGAGGAUAUGUGGGUCCGAGUCUUUGAUUUCUACACUGGCGAAGAGAUUGGAUGCAACAAGGGACACCAUGGUCCUGUGCACUGCGUGAGGUUUUCACCCACGGGUGAGUCAUAUGCCUCGGGAUCUGAAGACGGGACCAUCAGGAUCUGGCAAACGACACCAAACCAUGAAGAGAACGAGUCGAUCUCGAGGAGAGUGAAGCAUGGUGUGGAUGAAGUUGCUAAGAAGAUUGAAGGCUUUCACAUCAACAAGGAAGGGAAAACAGCAGAGAAACCAUCUGAUGGUUAG
Eruca vesicaria subsp. sativa (arugula) is the source of this 1029-nucleotide messenger RNA. Lineage: Eukaryota; Viridiplantae; Streptophyta; Magnoliopsida; Brassicales; Brassicaceae. The record is from the annotation of a GenBank genome assembly.